GGCAACCAGUCUUCUUCAUCGACUAUAAAGGAUCAUAUCGGCAUUCCUUUCUUCCUUGUUCAGCUCUGCCGCCAACCAAGCUUCGAGGGUUCUCAGGUUGCUCUUGAAACAUUUAGCGGCCAACCAAAAAUGGUUCUUCAAAACGAUAUCGAUUUGUUGAAUCCUCCAGCAGAACUUGAGAAGAAGAAGCACAAACUCAAGCGUCUCGUUCAGUCUCCCAAUUCUUUCUUCAUGGAUGUGAAAUGUCAAGGCUGCUUCAACAUAACAACUGUGUUUAGCCACUCUCAAACUGUGGUGGUGUGUGGAAAUUGCCAGACUGUUCUUUGCCAGCCGACAGGAGGUAGAGCUAGACUCACCGAGGGAUGCUCUUUCAGGAAAAAGGGGGACUGAAGUUUCCAUUGGUCUGAAUAUGGGUCUUGUUUUUGUUUCAAUUAUCACAUAUAAAAAGUUCAUUUUUGUAGUACGUUCAAGGAUUAGAUUCUAAGCUUGUUACUACAUGGUUUUGAUCAUGGAUUUUCUUUUGCUGCUAUGAAUAUUUUGAGUUGCAUUUGAUUAGUUUUUGGAUGUAAGAUCCUUCUACGUAUGAUCAGAUACCCACUUAAAUGUGGAGAAUUUCGUGUUUCUUUUUGGGUUCAUUUCAGAUGCCUUGUAAGGCCAACUGAUACUAUAUGUGCAAUUGUAGGGAGAAAUUUGAAAUA
Molecule: messenger RNA, 698 nt
Organism: Durio zibethinus
Lineage: Eukaryota; Viridiplantae; Streptophyta; Magnoliopsida; Malvales; Malvaceae
Source: RefSeq, a predicted model, not a curated record